AAUGUUGGACAUUGAAACAGGAAACGCCGAAAAACGAACACGAUUUCAAGUGAAUCCUGUUGAUAGCGUUACAUUAGCGCAUUAUGUUAGAGGUAACCGUUAUCGUGGAACAGACUCGCUACGUGAAAAUGGUUCAGUUUCUCUUACGACAGACACUAACCUGUCCGUUUCUCCAGAUAAUAGUUCGUCGCCUUCUUCUGAUGUAUCUGGAAAUGAUUCGAACCCCGGAAAAAGUUUUCGUCAUUUUACAAGAGAAGUUCUUCCAAGACUCGAAAAUUAUCGAAAUGUGAUGUCAAUACACGCAGCCUCCAGACCGACUCUUGACGAGUUGCACAAUGCUACUGUUCAGGGAGAGGGCAAGGGAAUAGAACAAUUUGUUGGUGCUUCGACCGAAGACAUGAAAGUUCCAGUUAAAUUUGGAUGGAUUCAAGGAGUCCUGGUUCGCAAUCUUCUCAGCAUUUGGGGAAUAAUGUUGUUUCUGCGCCUUUCAUGGGUUGUAGGCCAAGCAGGGAUUGUGCAGGGUUUGCUAUUGAUACUAAGCACCAGUGCAGUGACUGUGAUAACAGGAUUAUCAAUGUCAGCUAUCAGUACAAAUGGGAUCAUAAAAGGAGGUGGCAUGUACUACACUAUAUCACGAUCCCUGGGACCAGAAUUUGGAGGAUCAAUUGGCCUAAUUUUGUCACUAGCAAAUGCAUUGGCAUGUGCAAUGUAUGUUGUUGGGUUUUCUGAAUCCUUAAAUGAUUUGCUCGAUUCUUAUGGUCUCUCAAUUGUUGAUGGUGGAGUGAAUGACAUGCGAAUUACAGGUGUCAUAACAGUAAUUGCACUAUUGUGCAUUGUUGUUCUUGGUAUGGAAUGGGAAGCCAAGACUCAGCUUGGUCUCCUGAUCAUCCUGAUAGCAGCCAUUCUUGAUUACACAGUUGGUUCUUUCAUUGGCCCACAAAGCAACGAAGCUAUAGCCAAAGGAUUUUUGGGAUUUAAUGCUACUUUAAUAUUGCAAAAUUUGCAUGCAGAUUACAGAGUCAGUGAUGGUGUUGACUACACGUUUUUCUCUGUUUUUGCUGUAUUUUUUCCUGCAGCAACUGGUUUUCUUGCAGGUGCUAAUAUAUCAGGGGACUUGAAGGACCCAGAAGUAGCAAUACCAAAAGGAACACUGCUUUCAAUUUUCAUAACUACUGUUUCAUACCUUUUCAUGGCAUUCAUAGCAGGAGCCACGGUUGUGCGUGAUGCAAGUGGCUAUGUGCAUGAAAUUUCAGAUCAAACCUUUUUGAAUUGUACUGGUCGAACAUGUAAGUGGGGAUUGCAGAAUAGUUUCACAGUUGUCGAACUGGUGUCAGCAUUUGGGCCUCUCAUCUAUGCAGGUUGCUUUGCUGCCUCAUUAUCUUCUGCACUCUCUAGCCUGAUUUCAGCUCCAAAAAUAUUUCAAGCUUUAGCCAAAGAUAAGCUAUACCCUUAUAUUGAAUGGUUUUCAAAAGGGUAUGGUAAGAAUAAUGAGCCUAUUCGGGGGUAUAUAUUGACAUUUGCGAUUGCUGUUGGCUUUAUUUUAACAGGUGACCUGAAUAUUAUAGCUCCACUGAUAUCAAAUUUCUUUCUGGCAACAUAUGCUCUUAUAAAUUUCAGCACAUUUCAUGCUUCUCUUGUUAAACCAAUUGGUUGGAGACCCAAAUUCAGGUAUUACAACAUGUGGAUAUGCCUCCUCGGUUCUACAUUGUGUGUAAGUAUAAUGUUCCUGAUAAGCUGGUGGACAGCUCUCAUCACCUUGGGAUGUAUUUUGGCACUGUAUCUCGUGGUCUCCUACAGGAAUCCAGAUGUGAACUGGGGUUCAUCAACUCAAGCACAGACUUAUAAGUAUGCUCUGUUAUCUGUGCAGCAACUAAAUCAAGUUUUAGAGCAUGUUAAGAACUACAAUCCACAAAUGUUAGUUCUCACUGGCAGACCAAGCCAGCGACCACCACUUGUGCAUUUUGCUCAUCUCAUUACAAAGAACUCAUCGCUCUUGAUCUGUGGUCAUAUCAUUAAGACAGCUGGAAUUGGCAAACUAAAACCAAACAUUUUGCUGGUGGGUUAUAAGGCAGACUGGCAGAACUGUGAACAACAUGAUCUCUCUAUGUACUUCAGUGUCAUACACAAGGCACUGGACAUGCAUAUUGCAGUGUGCAUCCUUAGACUGCAAGAAGGAAUCAGUUAUUCAAAUGUUCCAAGUGAGCCUGUGGAUGUCAUGGAUGGAGUCAGUGGUGAUAUUCCAGAUAGGACUUCCUUACAAGAUAAUGAAAAAUUUCAAGACUGUGCUCAACAGAAGCUGUUCUCUGAAUGUUCUCAAGGUAGCUCUGUAAAUGAACUCACAGAGCACUUGAGACAUUAUAGCAUAAGCACAUACACAGAGUUAGCUGAGGGUGCUGUGAACAUGAGAAGAGAUUCAAUAAUUAGUGCAGCUCCAUUUGAUUAUUAUGGAAGCAAAUCUACGGGCAACAAGCAAAGUGAUAGUAGAAGAGACUCACAAACAGAUUUAUUCAAGAAAUUGUCAAAAGAAACGUUAGAGAACUUAACAUUGUUUCAAAAGUUUCAGAAUAAUGGAACAAUUGAUGUCUGGUGGUUAUAUGAUGAUGGGGGUCUCACUCUCCUCUUGCCCUACAUCAUUUCAACUCGUAGUAAUUGGUCAUCUUGUAAGCUGAGGAUAUUCACAUUAGCAAACAAAAAAGAUGAACUGGAAAUGGAACAGCGAAGUAUGGCAAGCUUGCUGGCAAAAUUUCGAAUUGAUUACUCAGAUGUGAAAGUAAUAACAGAUAUAACAAGAAAACCGCAGGAAUCAACAUAUGCUUUCUUCAAUGAGCUCAUUAGUGGCUUUAAAUUGGCUGAGAAUAAUCAUAAUACUGGAGAUGGUGUGCACAUUAAGGAAGAAGAACUUAGAUCAAUGGCAGACAAAACCAACAGACAUAUUAGACUGAGAGAACUAAUGAUGGAGAACUCUAUCGAUGCUAAUUUAAUUGUUAUGACACUUCCAAUGCCAAGAAAAAAUGCUGUCUCUGCUGCACUGUAUAUGGCUUGGCUUGAAACACUAACAAACGGCAUGCCCCCAUUCUUACUGGUUCGGGGUAACCAGUCAUCAGUUCUUACGUUUUACUCAUAGAUAACAGUGGUUUACACACUAAACAAACAUGCUGAGCAUGUUAAGAAACAAAAUGUGAAAAGUUUUAGCUAAGCUGGAACUGGCUAAGUCAUCCUUUAUUUGUAUAACUGUGUAGUAUUGACAGCCUAUAAACAAGAUGGGAUAUUGUGGAUGCAGCAAAUGUUAUACAGAGCUUUUAAAAUGGUUCACCUUUUAAUCAAUUCAAUGAACAAAUGCAGUCAGGACCAUACUGUUGUUGUAAGAAGUGAAAGUGGGGAGAAUGGUUUGCUUUGCAUAUUGGAUUUACACACAGGAAUCCCUAACAUCAAUUAUAUGGCUUGAAAGUGAAAUAUAAACAUUAUAUAGGAAUGUCUGUCUGAGACUAGUCAAGUACUGUUUUAUAAUUAGUUGUGUCCUGUGCAUGUUGGUAAUUUUACAAUGUCGGAACCUGUUUUCAUCUGUAAAUGGAAUUAUGGAAUUUAAACUCUGUGUUCCUAAA
Schistocerca piceifrons (Central American locust) is the source of this 3602-nucleotide messenger RNA. Its product is annotated as bumetanide-sensitive sodium-(potassium)-chloride cotransporter-like. Gene Ontology annotation, molecular function: sodium:potassium:chloride symporter activity. Gene Ontology annotation, biological process: chloride transmembrane transport; cell volume homeostasis; potassium ion import across plasma membrane. The record is from RefSeq and is a predicted model, not a curated record. The transcript is spliced from 19 exons. Lineage: Eukaryota; Metazoa; Arthropoda; Insecta; Orthoptera; Acrididae. Bases 2 to 3124 code for a protein of 1040 amino acids. Gene Ontology annotation, cellular component: membrane.